This is a messenger RNA of Chara braunii, 689 nucleotides long. The record is from the annotation of a GenBank genome assembly. Lineage: Eukaryota; Viridiplantae; Streptophyta; Charophyceae; Charales; Characeae.
GGAGGGAGUGGUGGAACGCUUACGUGGCGCUUAGCUUCUGCCUACUCAGGAUGGUAUUCCAUUGGGCCGAGCAGCCAGCCGGGACCGACGAAGACGAGGUCCCUGACGAUGAAGUAGAGCUAUUGGUGAUCCAAGCAUGGAGGACGGACACAGAAGGAGAGCUGUUGGGGGUCCUGUUUGGGAAGGUGGGGAAAAAUCACCUAGAGUUGAUUACAGGUGAAGUGUUGGUAUUCCUGACUCAGCUCCUCGACGAUCUAUCGCAGAACAUCCUCUCCCGCUGUGACGAGCAUCCUACGCCUAUCGCCCUUACACGAGUUCUAGAGCUCCAUCUGUUGUGGUCGCCGUGCUUGGAGAUCGACGCCGACUAUCGUUACUAUCCCUCUACGGGAAACUACCUGGUCGUCGACGACAUAACCGAUCUCAGUGUCUGGCAUCCGAUUGGAGUUCGGAGAGAAGAAGCAGGCGAAGAAGAAGAAGAAGAGGAGGAGGAAAGCUCGAGGACAGAUUCUGGUGACCCUGACUACAUCGAGUCUAGGGAGAGUGGAUCGGGGGAGCAGGAUAGCUCCAGUGAACAAAGCAGGGAGGAGGACGAGGUGACCGCGCAGAAAAGACGAGAGAAGGCGGAGGGAAAGCGACCUGUGAAUUAAUUAGGCAGAUCGGCAACGUGGCUGUCGCAGCGUAAUCCCGCG